AUGUCUUCCAAUCAAUAUCAAUUCAAACUGCAACAAGAGCAUUACCCUCAAGAACUUGAUAAAACUCAUACUGAAUCAUAUAAAAACUUGAAUUCCAAAUUAUCUCAGGUAAUCGUCAACUUCUUCACCAAAACUGCCGUCAUAAUAUAUGAAGCUCGAUCCAUACCAGAGGCAACACCCAUUGAUAUGAUAUCCAAUCUUGAAGAUAAAUCAAAGAUAAAUAGAUGGUUUAAUUUAAAUACGAAUAGUACUAAGGAUUCAUUAAGAGAUGAAUUAAAACUAUGGAAAUCAAUGUCAGAUGUAUCAUCUUUACCUCCAAUGAUAAUAGAAACUUAUUUGGAUUUACGUCAAUUAGGUUCAAAUGAAGCAUUUGUUUUAAAAGAUGACUUUGGAAAGGCUUGGUCAGUUGCAAAAGGUGGUGGUAAACGAAAAGAAGUAGUUUUAGAAAGAUGGUGUAUUGAAUUUGAAUAUAAUGCAAAUUCAAGUGCUAUAAUCGAUGAAUUACCUUUGAUUUAUAAACGAGCAAUUAUAUUAUUAAGGAGUCUUUAUGGAUUUUCAAGAAUUAUAUCCAGUUAUAAGUUAAAGAAAUUGAUAGAUCUGAAUAAUAAACUUAAAAAAUUACGAUUAAAGAAUAAGACUUUUGAUGGUUCAUUACCAAUAAGUUCAAAAGGAAGGGUUGGUUUAUCUAAAUCGAUAAUACCUCAUCAAUUAAUUAUAACUGAAUCUCAUUUAUCCCAAAAAUAUUUCCAACCUGUUCAGACCAGUUUAGGAACCUUCAAAAUAUCAGUGGCUUAUAGAAAUCAUUAUGAAUUUGAUAUAGUUGAUAAAGAAGAAGCUUUAUCUUCGGAAUUUAUGAAUAUGGAUAAUAAACAUAGUACUGGUCCUAGGGCUCGAUUUGACAUUGAUCAUGUUGAAGAAAUUGAUGCUAGUAUAACUUCAAAGCAUUCCCCUCAUCAUCAUCUUGACGAUGACGACGAUGAUCAUGUUGAGCAUGAGCAACAACAAGAAGUUGAAGAUGAAGAUGAAGAUGAGACACAUGAUCAACACCAACAUCAAUCAAUGGAAUAUUCAAGUGAUAUAUCAAAACAUCAAGCGACAUCUAUCCCAGCAUCCAAUAAACGUCUUUCCAUUUCAAGUGUUUCGAUGUCAAUUUCACCAUGUUCGAGUGCAAAUAAAGAUAUAUUAAGAGAAAAUUCUCCAGGCACAGGUGUCAAGAAACCCUCUAAAGUAUCAGCUAUCCAACCAUUUAAAGUGGGAUCGAUAAGUGAUUCUCCUCCACCUAUUGGUAGUGGUGGUUCUUCAUUAGAACGGAAAGUUUCCAUAACUAGUAAUAAAUCAACUUCUAAUGCUUCAUUGGCUGCUACUUUGAGAAACCCGAGAAGUAGUACUUCUUUAUCUCAUACUGCUACCAUUCUAAUUAAUAAUAACCCUACAUCAUCAACAAAUACCCCCACUGGUGGAGGUAUUGUCACUAUGGGAUCUAUUCCAAGAUCCAUUUCAUCAUCACAUGGAUCCAAUCUUCAUCCUGACGAAGCCGUAUUUUCAAAUGAUAGUAAUGCUAAUACUCCAAGAUUUUCAUCUUCAUUUGGUUCAAGAGCUAGUAGAAGAUUUUCAAACACAAGUAUUAAACAGAGUACACCUUUGACAACUAGUACUACUCAAACUUCUCAUGAAAUAUUAGGCACAAGUAUUGGUCUGACUACCUCCAGUGGAGCACCAUUUAGUGGUCUUUAUCUUGAUGAUGAUAUUAAUGAUUUUGUGAGAAUGAUAGAUAGUACCAGUGAUCUUCGAUUUUCAUCCGCUUAUAAUAAUAGUGGAGGUAUUGGUGGUGGUGGUGAUUUAAGAUAUAAUCAAUCAAGUGCUACUAGUGAAAGUUUAAAUCGAUUCCAUUCAUUAAAAAGUCAACAUCAACAAUUGGGUGAAAGUGUACAUGCCAGUUUAGUAUCUCAAUCAGGUACUGGUAGUGGAAUUGGAAUAACUGGUUCAAGAGCAUCUAGUCGUAAGAGUUCUCAUUCAAUGAACUCACCACCGGCAUCCAUACCAUCUAUAAAUUCAAGAUUAAAGGAAAGAUCUCCAGGAAUUGGUGGAGGUAGUGGAAGUAUUAGUGGUGCCGGUCAAUUGUUAUCGUUAUCAUCAUCAUCUCCACCACCAGUUGGUUCACAAAUUCCAAUCACGGGAGUUCCUCCUUCAGGAGCUAUUGUUAAUGAAAUUCGUCGGUCGUUAUCUCCAGAUAAGAGGCCAGAGAAUAAUAGCAAUAGUCCAUUCUUGAAAUCAGCAAGUACGAAUCAAAUUACUCCUAAUACUGUUGUUUCUAGAACCACUGCUCACGGUAAUUCGGUGGUACAUAAGCAUGAUGAAGAUGUAGGUGGCUUGGCUACUACCCCAUCUGUUUAUAAAAAGAGUAUUAGAUAUGAGAACGUGUUUGACGAUGAUGAUGAAGAUGAUGAUGAGUUGGAUUCUAAAGUUGGUACUGCUACUACAAUUCAAACUGAACAAAAUACUCUCAAGAGUAAGCCUACCACUAGUACUGAUGAUAAUAAUCAACAAGCAGAUGUGACUCAAGAUGAUGAAGCGGAAGAUAGAGCUAAUACCACGAUUGAGAAACAGCAUGAAGCUGAUGAUCAUCAUUUACAUCAUCAUUUACACCAUCACCACCAUCAUCAUCACAAUGCUGCUAAUUCUGAAGAUUUUGAGGAUGAUGAUUUGUUAUUCACUAUGAGUGAUAUGAAUUUAACUAAAAAUUAA
This is a messenger RNA of Scheffersomyces coipomensis, 2745 nucleotides long. Its product is annotated as serine/threonine protein kinase regulatory subunit. Lineage: Eukaryota; Fungi; Ascomycota; Pichiomycetes; Serinales; Debaryomycetaceae. Gene Ontology annotation, biological process: piecemeal microautophagy of the nucleus; protein localization to phagophore assembly site; mitophagy. The transcript has a single exon. Gene Ontology annotation, cellular component: cytosol; phagophore assembly site; Atg1/ULK1 kinase complex. The record is from RefSeq and is a predicted model, not a curated record. The coding region runs from base 1 to 2745 and encodes 914 amino acids.